GACCGGAUUGGACAACAGGAUGUGAGUUGAGCUGUUUUGGGGUGAGGCUUUGCUUGCGUUUACAGGCAUCAACAUUUCUGCACGUCUGCGUGGUUACGCAGCGCUCCAAACACUCGGGAUAAACCCUGAGCAGCACGUUUAACCUACAGCACCAAUUUCUAAAUUUGAGAAAAUACCCGCACCAGCCGCUGUACGGCAGCAUUUCAACGCAUGCACCCGUCUCAUGUGUGUUUCACUCGGUGAUGUGGUGUGUAGUGGGGAAAGUUGUGGACAUGUUUUCCUGGAAGUGCAAGGGUUUGCGGAUCCAGUGUGCAACAUUGUAACUACGGCGUUAAGAAGCGUCCUGCUGGCCUGCCGGGACUUUGGAGCGUCUUUCCGUGCUGCUGUCAAACCGCCUGAUCGCCAUAUUGUGCAUAGUGAAACUCGAUGGAAACUUGUCAGAGUUGUGACAUUUGCUGCGCACAAACCCGCUAUGAAGCUGCGUGCAGUCGACUUUGAUCGAAACCAAAGUGACUCCAUGGGGCUGAUCAGGGGGUCGUCUGUGCACCAUUGAUCAGGUCUAGCUUCCUGAAGAUGUUGAGAAGAUUGGACAGCAGACCUCAGAUUUAAUUGAAGAAAGACGGCUGCAUGUUCCCCACCCUGCACUUUCCUUUGGGAUUUUAUGUUUCCUCCCAGAUACCUCUGUAUACACAAUUAAAGAAUUUCACGACCGCGGGCAGCGGUAGCACACUAAAGAGGCAUAUACCAAGUUUUGCACGCUCACAGAUUCAGACAAAAAACAUUUUCUAAUCUUAGGAGACUGUUAGGAGACUGCUAUGAGUCUCCCUUCUCAGGUUAACACUGACAAGAGCAAGCAUCGGACUCCAGCCAUGAAAGAAGGAGUGCAGCACACGGGGGAGGUUUAUUAUGGUAUGGGACCUCCUGCUUUAAAAGCAAGCCACGGUGACUCUGCAAGCAGCUCUGGUGUUUAUAACCCAGAGAAAGGGCACCAAAGUUUGCCACACUAUCAGCAGGCUUCUUCUGUAAAAUGGAUGCAGGACUCUUUACAGGCACCGGGGUGGACCCAGGAAGCUCCAGUGCCAGCCUGGGGCCAGAAUUUUGGCCCGUAUGUGAGUGGUGUGAACGUCAGGGAUCAGAUGGCCUUCCAUAAAGGAGUUCAUGAGGGGGUAGCUAUGCCGAUGGGAGCUGAAAACCAGCUUUCAGCACCUGUGGAAGUUUACAGAGAUGCCGCCCAGGCUCAAACUCAGGGAAGGGGGCUCGAAUGGGAGCAGCACACCACUGCUGCUGUAAUGCAUCAGGCCCAGCUACAAGCUUAUCAGCAUGGCCACAAAGGUGUGGAUCUCCAGGGCCAGCCCCAUGUGCCAGCCCACACCAUGCAGGGGCCCAUUUUGCAACCUUUCCAGGCCUCGUUCAGACCCAACAAGCCGCAGUUUUCAUCCGGUUAUUACUCAGUUUUCCCAGCGAACAAGGGAAUGAUCUACGGAGAGCAGCCUAAAACUCAGCAGCAGCUUCUGCAUCAGAUGCAGCAGCAACAAAUGCAUCAUCACCACCAACAACAACAACAGCAGCAACACAUGCACCAGCAGCAUCAUCUUCAGCUGCAGCAGCAGCAUUUGCAGCAACAACAGCAACACCAAAUGCAGCAGCACCAAAUCCAGCAGCAGCAGAUGCAGCAAAUACAGCAACAGUAUCACCAGCAACAGCUGCAGGAGCAACAGCAACUUCAGCAGAUGCAGCAGCAGAUGCAACAGAAUGUUUCACAGCCAGAAACAACACAACCUCAGGUUCAACCCAAAGUGCAGCAGCAAGCCCAAAAUUUUGGAGCUUAUCCACCUCCCGAGCCUCUUCCACCUGACUCUGGAGCUAAAGAAGAUGAUGCACAACCAAUGGAGCCGGAAUCAGAGCCUCAAACUGCCGACGCGUCACCAAUACCCGAUCUGUGCUCUGAAAAUGUUGCUACCACAAAUCCCGUAGAUUGUGUGGACUCAGCUUCCGCGGCCCCUCGACGCUCACGCCGCCUUUCCAGAGAGGGACAGUCCCCACUGGGUCCUCCUCCUGUAAACAUGUGGUCCCAAGCCUCCAAAGAGCCGCCGCCGCCCCAGAAUGGAGUAACAGGUGUCCCAGCUGCAAAGGGAGGGGAAAGCCAAGCAGCGACAGGAGGGGUUAUACACACCACCCGCAGGAGGAGGAGGGCUUCCAAAGAGAUCAACCUGGAAACUCUUGCUCAGAAGGCUUCAGAAAUGGAGUCCCUGCCUGCUAAAGCUGCCAAGGAGGUCGCCCCCUCCAACAUAGUGCCCCUGGUGAUCCCAGUGUCUGUGCCCGUGCACAAGAAUCAGGCAGAGUCUCAGGGUGGCUGGACUCAGGGUUGUGCUGGCCAGGUUGAGCGCACCGCAGGCCAGGCGGAUCGCAAACCCUCUGUGAUCGUGGCUCGGCGCCGUUCGCUCAGAAACUCUGUGACCGAGAGUCUUGGCCAGGAUGGGGAAAGUGAUUCGGGGAUGGAAGAAGAUGGGAAGACUAAGUUCAAGCGCCGGACUCGUCCCGAGCCCCUCAUCAUCCCUCUCCCCAAACCAUCCACCUUCAUCCCUCCGUCUGUCUACUCUAGCAUUACCCACUACCAGAGUAACUUGCGGUCUCCGGUCCGCCUGCCGGACAAUCUGCAUGCCCUGCCGCCAUACACGCCUCCUCCCAUCCUGUCGCCUGUCCGGGGAGGGACGGGGCUCUACUUCACCACCUUCCUCACCAACAUAGCCGUAAGCAACCAGAUCCUGCCCCCUCCGGCUACUCCAAAGUCUGGGACACGUAGCCUGCUGCGUUCCACGAGUUCAGAAAUCACACCUCCAGUCUUGCCCUUGAUCACUGAUGCCACACCCGUGUGCCUUGAACCCCGUAUCAAUAUUGGGCAGCAGUACCAAGCAGAAAUACCCAAUUUGCAAGAUCAGCCAUCCUCUCAGAUGGACCAGCAUAAAGCCGACUUGGUCUGGCAUCCUUUGACUAACUCCAACCAAAAACACGGCGACGAGGAGACCAAACAUUUGAUGAACCUGGCUUGUUCGAGUGUUUUUAGUGGAGGAGGAACCAAUCAGGAGCUGGUUUUACACUGUUUACAUGAAUGUGGAGGCAAUAUAUUUGAAACACUGGAGCGUUUGAUGCUUCAACACCCAAUUUUCCCCAAAGGCCAGCACCUGGCAGAUUAUCACUACUCAGGCUCUGACAGCUGGACGGCGGAGGAGAAGUGUUACUUCAACAAGGGGAUCACUGCCUACAGGAAGGACUUCUUCCUGGUGCAGAAACUGGUACAGACUAAGACUGUGGCUCAGUGCGUGGAGUUCUACUAUACGUACAAGAAGCAGGUGAAGGUUGGUCGAAACGGUAUCUUAACCUUCGGCCCUCCAGAUUCACCUGUGGAGAACCACUCUGAGGCUGUGGUGGAUGUUAAGAGCUCACAUCACCCAAAAUUAGUUCAAGGAGAGGCAGAAGAAGAGGAAAAAAAGGAAGAUCCUUCAUAUGAUAGCUACGAAAGCAAACAGCAGGCGAGGGUGGCUCAGUCACUACAGGCUCAUGACUAUGUAACAGGGACAGUUCUGGUCAUCAAAGAGCCAGACCCAGUGAGUAAGGAGGCUCAUCACUCAUCGGUGCCUCACAGGCCUCGGGCCGAAGCUGCCGUGAAGAAAACCAAAGCUCCAACGAAGCCACCGCAGGAUCCCAAUGAAGUGUUUCCAUGCAAGAAAUGUGGCAGGGUGUUUAAUAAAGUGAAGAGUCGAAGUGCCCACAUGAAAAGCCACGCUGAGCAGGAGAAGAAGGCCGCAGCUCUGCGGCUUAAAGAGGAGGAGGAGAAGGCAGCAGCUCAGGCUAGAGCCAGGAAGCUGGCUGCAGCAGCUAAAGCAGCGGCUCAUCAGGAAAGAGAGGGGGACAGAGCGGCACAGCAGGGAGAGGUCAGCAGCCAGGACGACUCAUCCGAAGGAGAGGACAACGAUGAUGAAGACUGGCACUGAUGGACAAAACAGGGAAAAGAACCUCAUGAGCAGGGGAAUGUUAUGCAAACAGGCUGCAGAGAUGAACAAAGAAAUAGGUGGAAGGGUUAAAAUACAAAGUGCUGCCUGCAAGGGGCAGAGUAAGCACAAAAGAGAUGUUUGCCAUGUCUUCCUGUUAAUCUCUACAUUUUUUUUUCUUUUUUUUACCAAAGCUGUCUCUAUUUGACCAUUUUCCUGCUUCACACCGUCACACUCCACACGCUCACAGAGGUAACAUUUAAAAACUCAGAGUUUAUUUUUUGUAAAAUGCACUUACACCACCACGUCUGUGCUUUUGCCAAUAUUGCCUUUUUAUAUCUUUUAUUUAAUUGCAAAUACAUGCAAUAAUUUUACAUUUUCAUUGUGUGAACAAAACACGAUGAGUUUAAUCUGUCCUUUAUUAUAUGAAGCCUUUUUGACUAAACAUUGAAGGGCUUGAAUGUAAAAACUGAAAUGGGCUCAAUUAAAAACCAAAAAUCCCAGAUUAUUAAGUUUGUUCUACACUUUAUUUUUAAAAUUUCUAUAAUGGACCUGAAAAAAAAAUGUACAAAUAACUAAAUAUUUAUGAUACAGCAUUUGCAAUGAUCAUGGUAAUAUAAAAAAUAAUCAUGUUGGCUUUAAUAUGGUAAAUUGAAAAUAUAUAUUAAAAUGUCUAUUGUUCUGAGAAGGG
This is a messenger RNA of Girardinichthys multiradiatus, 4680 nucleotides long. It is a transcript of the gene mideasa, whose product is annotated as mitotic deacetylase associated SANT domain protein a. Bases 816 to 3992 code for a protein of 1058 amino acids. The record is from RefSeq and is a predicted model, not a curated record. Gene Ontology annotation, molecular function: transcription corepressor activity. Gene Ontology annotation, biological process: regulation of transcription by RNA polymerase II; negative regulation of DNA-templated transcription. The transcript is spliced from 13 exons. Gene Ontology annotation, cellular component: histone deacetylase complex; transcription regulator complex. Lineage: Eukaryota; Metazoa; Chordata; Actinopteri; Cyprinodontiformes; Goodeidae.